Aspergillus caelatus is the source of this 2389-nucleotide messenger RNA. RefSeq names its product bifunctional nucleoside/nucleotide kinase/histidine phosphatase family protein. Bases 477 to 1823 code for a protein of 448 amino acids. Gene Ontology annotation, biological process: fructose 2,6-bisphosphate metabolic process; fructose metabolic process. The transcript is spliced from 4 exons. Gene Ontology annotation, molecular function: 6-phosphofructo-2-kinase activity; ATP binding; fructose-2,6-bisphosphate 2-phosphatase activity. Gene Ontology annotation, cellular component: cytosol. The record is from RefSeq and is a predicted model, not a curated record. NCBI's taxonomy places the organism in Eukaryota, Fungi, Ascomycota, Eurotiomycetes, Eurotiales, Aspergillaceae.
UUUGGAACCAUUUCAUCACCGGCAAGUUCAGCUCUCCUAUAGCUAGACUAGCAGAAGUUGUGGUGACUUUUGCCCCACGGCAUGACGUCUGUGCUGAUCCCCUUUACUUUCACUCCUUCACCGCAUCAACAGUUGGGCCUCCAUGGGAUCCAACCAGAUCUCUUGAUUAAUUUACAUUGACUACUCUAAUCGUCCCUUGCGAAGCACGACAGCCGGAUCUGUCCAGUCAUUGAACAGUGAUAGUGCAGAUACUCGAAAGAUUAAAAAAUUAAGAGCCAGGGAAAAGUCAAUCUUGCGGAAAGACUAAAAGUCCCUAUUUCUUUGUCCUGAACGCUAUUCCACUUCAGCCUAACUUUCCUCUUCUCCGGCCUUCAGUCCCGUCGGACAAACAGUGGCCGAGGCUUGAAUUCGUCUUUCUCUUGUCCCCGUGUUGCAUAUCCUGAUUUGAAAAAAUCCAUCCCGAUUUGUUGCCCAGCAUGUCUGUGAGAAGAGGUCAGACCAAGAGCUACUUUGCCAGUGCAGAUGACACUAAAAUUUGUGUCGUUAUGGUUGGCCUUCCAGCCAGAGGCAAAAGUCUCAUAGCUGGAAAGGCAAUGCGGUAUCUUGCCUGGGUUGGCAUACCUGCUCGUGUAUUUAACGUGGGCACCUAUCGCCGAAGUAAUACACCGCAACCAAGUGCGACUUUCUUUGACCCUCACAACUCCGAGGGAGAGAAAAUGAGAAAGGCCGCUGCAGAAGCUGCCAUGUCAGAUAUGCUUCAAUGGUUCAGCUCUGGAAAAGGGGUUGUGGCUAUAUUAGAUGCUACCAAUUCGACUAAAUCUCGGCGAAGUUGGAUUUACGAAAGUUGCCAUGCUGCCAACGUUGAAACAUUAUUCGUUGAGUCAAUAUGCGAUGAAGAAGACCUAAUAAUGAAUAACAUCCUCGAAGUCAAGACCACCUCGCCGGACUACAAAGGGCAGGACCCUGAGGCUGCUGCUUUGGAUUUCCGCAAUCGAAUUCGCAAUUACGAAAAGGUGUACGAGACUAUUGACGAUAAUGAGAAGCAUUACACCUACGUAAAACUCAUCAAUGUCGGGUCGACAGUGAUCAUAAACCAGAUUAAAGACUAUCUAUCUAGUCGGUUGGUUUAUUAUAUCCAGAAUCUCCACAUCAAACCCCGGUCAAUCUGGCUCUCUCGUCAUGGAGAAUCAGAAUAUAAUCUUACAGGAAAAAUUGGUGGAGAUUCCAACAUUUCGCCCCGUGGCGAGGCUUAUGCUCGGGCACUCCCUGGUCUGCUGAAAAAGUCGGGGGUGCCACCCAACACUAAAAUCGUCAUUUGGACAUCUACUCUCCGACGGACAAUCCAGACCGCUCGACACCUCGCCGCGGAAACUGGAUACGAGAAGCUGGAAUGGAAAGCUCUUGAUGAACUUGACUCAGGAGUGUGCGACGGCCUGACGUAUGAACAAAUCGCUGAAAAGUACCCAGAGGACUUCGCCGCGCGUGACGAGGACAAGUACAACUACCGCUACCGAGGCGGUGAAUCGUACCGCGAUGUUGUCAUUCGUCUUGAACCUAUCAUCAUGGAACUGGAACGCAGUGAGAAUGUCAUCAUUGUCACUCACCAGGCUGUUCUGCGGUGUAUAUAUGCCUAUUUCCUAAAUACCCCCCAGGAGCAGAGCCCGUGGAUGGAGGUUCCCCUACAUACUUUGAUCAAGCUUACUCCUCGCGCCUACGGCACCGAUGAGCAGCGUUUCAAAGCCGACAUCCCAGCCGUGUCUACCUGGCGUGCCAAAGGCACAUCUGCAAAGCAUCAAGAUUACCCUACAGAAAUCAAAGCAUGACAUGCUAGUACAUAACCGAUUAGGUUCUUAGCACACGUUUUGGCUGCCAACCGUGUUCGAUUGUUCUGUUUCCGUUCGGGCUGUGCCUUCGAUCUUGUCCACCGCUCCUCAAGACAUCUGGAGUACCAAAAUGCCCUGCAUACAUUAUUUUCUCAACUUAUUAUAUACCUUUUCUUCUAUAUAAUCCCAUGCUUUUAACAGGUCUCGGUCGGCUCCCAGUCACACAUAUAAAGCGGCUGGCAUUAUUUAUUUGAUUCCAAUGUCUUCGCAUUCACAUUAACACAGCCUCAAGAUCCAUUCUCUCUGGGGGCAAGACCGUAUGGUUAUGGAGUGAGGCUGCAUGCAAGAACAGCUGGCAGGUGGAGACUAGGACCCAUUGCACUUCAGCAUUUGAGCGUCUUAUCCGGUGAAUAAAAAAAAUAUAGAAUUCUCUGUCCAUAUCCAUUCUUGUUAUUCGUCUUUGUUAUGUUUCCCUUGAUCGAGAAGACCAUUAAAUGCCUAAUAGAUGGUAAGAGCAAUAAUAAAUAUGAAAAUCCUCCAGGACACGGAGUACAUUGCAAAGCAAA